This is a messenger RNA of Pseudomyrmex gracilis, 617 nucleotides long. RefSeq lists its product as uncharacterized. The record is from RefSeq and is a predicted model, not a curated record. Lineage: Eukaryota; Metazoa; Arthropoda; Insecta; Hymenoptera; Formicidae. The coding region runs from base 152 to 502 and encodes 116 amino acids. The transcript is spliced from 5 exons.
AAAAGCGAAAGCAAUGAAACGACUUGUGGUAUAAAUGAAAAACAUAACCACAAAAGUAAUGCAAAUUCAUUGAGAAGUCGUAUUGUGCCUGCGCGUCUGCUAAGACAAUAAUAUAAGGAUACAAUUUGCUGUCAAAUGCAAAAGCAAUGAAAUGACUUGUGGUAUAAAUGAAAAACAUAACCACAAAAGUAAUGCGAUUUCACUGAGAAGUCGUAUUGUGCCUGCAUCUGCUGACAAUAAUAUAGCGAUACAUUUAGCUGUCAAAAGCAAGAGCAAAGAAACUCCUUGUGUCAUACAUAAGAAAGAUAACCACAAAAGUAAUUCGUAUUCAUUGAGAAGUCUUACUGUGCCUGUGUCUGCUGACAAUAAUAUAGCGAUACAAUUAGCUGUCAAAAACAAAAGCAAUGAAACUCCUUGUGUUAUAAAUAAAAAGAUAACCACAAAAGUAAUGCAUAUUCAUUUAGAAGUCUUAUUGUACCUGCGUCUGCUGACUAUAAUAUAGCGAUACAAUUAGCUGUCAAAAGCAAAUGUAAUGAAACUCCUUGUGGUAUACAUGAAACCGAUAAGCNCAAAAGUAAUGCGAAUUCAUUGAGAAGUCUUACUGUGCCUGUGUCUGU